This is a messenger RNA of Orussus abietinus, 2182 nucleotides long. It is a transcript of the gene mTerf5, whose product is annotated as transcription termination factor 5, mitochondrial. Gene Ontology annotation, molecular function: double-stranded DNA binding. The coding region runs from base 562 to 2139 and encodes 525 amino acids. Gene Ontology annotation, biological process: regulation of DNA-templated transcription; termination of mitochondrial transcription. NCBI's taxonomy places the organism in Eukaryota, Metazoa, Arthropoda, Insecta, Hymenoptera, Orussidae. The transcript has 6 exons. Gene Ontology annotation, cellular component: mitochondrial matrix. The record is from RefSeq and is a predicted model, not a curated record.
GCCCCGUUAGAAAAAAAAAGAAAAAAAAAUCGCACCCCCUAAAAACCGACACAUCUCCCUAAUCACCCUACGAUAAUCAACAGAGUCCUUGGGAGCGUCCUCGGAGUCCUUCAUCAACGCCGCCAUGGAUAAAGUCGCUUUAUGGCACCGAAACGAAACGAGAGGGCAGCCCAGGAUGCGAUUGCACGACGCUGCCCGUGAGCAAUCUCCCAACCAUGGACGUAAGAAUAUAUAUUCUUACGUCCAUGCUCCCAACUCAUCUCUGUCUCUGAUGCUUAUUAAUGCACAUAGUCUAUGAAUUAUUGCGGCUGACGCUCAUUUUGAUCGUCUGCUUGGAACACGCUUUGAUAUUUAUAGGAAAAUGCUUCCGCAUGAUUUAAUCUUUUCGUUUUACUUAUAUUUGAAGUGCUUUUAUAGAAACUUGUAGUAGCAAUUGUCUAAAGAAAGUGUUAUAGGUGAGAAUCAACGCGGUGAUGAGUUACGGUACAGUAACAGUUUAGCAGGCGAAGGUAAUCUAACCUAUUUCUUGGCAAUGCACCGGUUUCCGAAGGAAAUAAAAUUAUGUUGAAGUUCACGGGAAUAUCGCGAAAAUGGGAACCUGGAACUACAGUGCUUUAUUUGAGAAAACUAGGGACAUGGCAUGCAGAAAUAGUGACAUCUUCACAAACCCUCAAAGAUAUUUUUGUUAACGUACUCAGUGUAGAGCCCAAAAAGGUUUCCUUUAUAAUAAAUCGAUGCGUGCCCCUAAAUGAGAAAUCUAAACAGCAGGUCAUGACAAAUCUUUUCAUAUGCAAGAAAAUAAACCUGUUCCAAGAUAGAAAAGUUUCAUCUGUGAAACUAUUUGAUAUGCCACCUAGCACCUUUGAAAUCAGAGGAUUGCUGCUUAAAGAAUUAGGCGUCACAGAUAUUGAGCCACUUCAUAUGUAUCGUUUUGCACAUUGCAUGAAGUUGCCGAUGUCAUCGUUCAAGAAGCUGGCUAAUAUUCCCACGUCUGUAAAUGUUUGUGAAAAUUUGCUGAGUUACUUACACAAAGCUCCGCCUGAAGUACCACCGUUACAGCAACCAGAUGAUAACGCUACUGUAAUGGAUCAUUAUUUACAUUGCAUACAGUAUUAUCUUCAUUGGAAGUUUGAUCUUUCAGAAAGUGAAGUACAGAAGUAUUUCAAGAUUUCAACACUUUUUAGAUACAGGAGUUUUAAUCAUAUGCGUGCUGUCGUGGAUCUUCUCAUCGAUGAAUUUCAUUUCAGCAUAGAGGAUAUACGAAAAUGUGUGUUUCUGCUUGGAUGUCAUCCUGAGAAACUAAAAUAUAUGCUGACUGAAAUGGAACGUUUGACAAGUAUUGACAUAAGAACUAUGUUUAAAAAUUAUCCACGAGUUCCCGUGUUAAGAACAGAAGCCGUUCCAAAAAUUUUCCAAAUUCUUAAAUCUUAUGACAUACCAGACUCAGUUAUAAUAAAACAUCCAGAGGUCUUCUUAAUUCCUCCAAGUACGCUCGAUUUAAGGCUAAAAUAUGUUUUUAAUUCACCGAAAUUAUGCAUAUUACGGAAUAAUCCUAAGUUGCUACGAUUAAUUUACCUUUACGAUACUGUGAUGAUUCGCUUGAAGUACCUGGAACAUUUAAACAUGGACUACACGAGUAUAUCUUUGUUAAUCAGUUCCAAUACAACUUUUUCACGUGCGGUGUCUACUAAAGGAUACAAAUUAACUAUGGAAGAGUUAACCUACUACUUGACGUUAGAAUUUGAGUUCGACAUAACAUAUGUACAAACCAAACUUAGGAAACACCCUUUCUGGCGGUACACUUCAAUUCCGCAAAUAAAGGAAACCGUUUUGUACCUAAAGGAACGCUUCUCUCCGAUUGACAUUAGUAAAUGCGUGUAUAUAAUUCUAUAUCCAAGAGAAAAAGUGGAAAAUGCUCUUAAUGUUGUCGAACGAUAUGAUAGUACCUAUGGCAUCGCCUCGUUCACCCCUUCUCAAGUGUUAUCUCUCUGCGUGUACAUUUUAGAGAGAGAUCACCAUUUUUCAGGUGACGGUAUCUGGCGUAUUAAUACCAAGUCGAAUGAAAUAACGCUAGAUGAAAGUUUUGCGGAUUUAAGGACUUUAGAUCCAUCCUACAAUUCUUUCGAAGGUGCAAUUUAGCUUCACUUGCGUAGGUAUUCCGUACAUGUAACAAAAAAUCUGU